CAAAAGUCAAGUAUUGUUUGAGAGAGUGCCAGAAGAGGGAUUGGGCUGUCCACAAAGUCGUGUGCACUCGGUCCUCCAACUAGCAAAGAUAAUCUCGAUCGUGAAAGCACUACCACAUGAAAGAAGUUCAUCCGCUAGUCUGAUCCGGCGUAGGCGCCUGAUGGAACAAGCACCCAUUGAAGUUAUGGGUGAGCCACGACAAUAAAUGAGAGAGCCUGUAGACAGUCACAUUUGCAAACGAACCAGGCCCAUCGGUGUUUCGGGAACGAGCCGUCGCGUACAGGCGGGAUAGAUCUUCGGAGCUGUCGAUUUCAGAACACAUGAGCCGGCUCGUUAGAUCAGGACGUGAAUUGAUUGUUCUCCUACGGUCGACCGCUCACUGGAUCGGUCUAAUGGUUUCUUCCUGGUUGCUCGGAGAGGCCCAAUGUCCAGAUCGAUUACGUGGAGACGUGCCGGAUCAGGUCCGCCUCGUGAUGAUGUCAUGUCCCUGUGUCAGCAUCGACCGCAAUCGAGCCCUCUUGGGAAGCCCUGCGGCAAUGGCCCUGAGGUUCAAUGCUCCGUUUUGCCACGGAUCGUGACGCGUCGCCCUUUGCCGCCUUUUCGUUCGUCAUAAAAGCAGACAUCCGCCUUCUCCAGGUCAGAUCCAAACUUCCUUUCCUCCUCCAUGGUCCAACAGUCAGUUAAAAUAGCCGGCACCUCUGUGUCUCGUAUCGGACAUGGAUUGAUGCUCAUGACCUGGGUGCCCAACCCCGUCCCCGACGAGCAAUGCUUCGAGGCAAUCAAGGCCGGAAUCGACGCGCUCCCUGCGGGAACCAAGGCGUUUCUGAACUCCGGCUCCUUCUACGCUCAGGACUUCGGCACUGGGAACCUGCAGAUGCUUUCUCGCUUCUUCGCCAAGUAUCCCGAUUACGCCGACAAGACCUUCCUCUCGGUGAAAGGUGCCGCUGGGAUGCAAGGUCCCAACUGCUCCGAGGAGAAUCUUCGUUCCGAGAUGGAAAAGAUCGCUGGCGCGCUCGGGCCCAUCAAGAAGAUGGAUCUCUUUGAGCCUGCACGCGUCGACACCCACCGUCCGAUCGAAGAGACCAUGAAGACCUUGGCCACGCUCGUUAGGGAGGGCCACUUCUCCCAUAUCGGUAUCUCGGAGUGCAACGCAGACACCUUGCGCAAGGCCCAUGCCGUGCACCCCAUCGCGGCAGUCGAGAUCGAGAUCAGCCCUUUCUCCUACGACCAUAACCAGAAGAAAGUGCUCGCCGCCGCCGCCGAGCUCGGUGUUUCCGUCAUUGCCUACUCCCCUCUCGGACGUGGUCUGAUCGCUGGAAAGUACAAGUCGGCUGCGGAUCUCGAUGCCGGCGACAUGCGCCAAAACUUCACCCGAUUCAAAGAUGAGGCUAUUCUGAAGCACAAUGGGGAGAUCGUCGAGCAGCUCAAUCAAGUGGCGGAGAAGCGUGGAGUCACCACUGCUCAAAUUUCAAUUGCCUGGGUUGCAGCCCUGGGCCCGAACGUCAUCCCUCUUCCUGGAUCAUCGAAAGUGUCGCGUACCCUGGAGAACCUUGGAGCUGGCGACAUCAUCUUGACUGAAGAGGAACUGAAGCAAAUUGACCAGAUUCUCGCCAAGGGCGCCUUGGGUGAUCGGUACUGGGGAGCACCGGACGAGAAGGCACAUCUCUGGGGUUGAAUAACUUUCAACGAGAACAAAAUGUAUUACAUCAAUUCCUGAGAUAGAUAGUGUUCCACACCAUUGCAAUGAGAAAUGACAUGCUUCAAC
Molecule: messenger RNA, 1765 nt
Organism: Mycena citricolor
Lineage: Eukaryota; Fungi; Basidiomycota; Agaricomycetes; Agaricales; Mycenaceae
Source: the annotation of a GenBank genome assembly